AUUACCCGUUCGGGUUUUACCCUAUCGGGUUUCGGGUACCCUAUGGGUUUUUAAAUAUAUAUAUAUAUAAUUGAAAGGACGACUUUUACCCUAAUUUUUAAGGAUUUAAAUGAUUGAAAUCAAAAAUUAGAUGUAUAAAUCAAAACAUACAAUGCCCACUAUUAAAUUUUGCACUCUCUAUAACUUAUUUAUUUACUUACAUUAUGGAUAUAGUAUAAAUUUGCAAAUUGAAAAUUAUGAAUGAUGAAAAUUUUAUUUGUUACUUUAUACAGAAAAUAAAUUUGAUAAUUGAAAAUUAAUCAAAUUUAAUACAAAACAUGAUUAAAAUUAAAUAUUCAAUACAUAUAAAUUUAAGUUAAAACUAUAAAACUUUAACUAAAAAACCACAAAACUCAAAAAAGAGUUUUUUCGGGUACCCGUGGGUAACCCUAAAGUUCUAGGGUUUUUCGCGAGUUACCCUAAUAGUACCGGGUUUUUUUCGGGUUUUAUAGUUUAGGGUAUUUUCUGGGCGGGUUUAGUUUGGGUUCGGGCCGGGCCGGGUUUUUUUGCCCAUGACAACAUCCCUACCCAUAGUACAUACAUCUUCCGUGAAAAUCUAAGUUUUGAGUCUCUAAUUCUUUGAGAAAUUGCCCCCCUUUCGAAUAAAGAUUCGACUUCAACAAAACAAAAGGAGAGGUUUAUUUCAUGCUUUACAGAAAGAGAAACCUUGGAUACCACUCAACUAGAAAUGCUUAUUUUCUGGUCUAUACGACCCUUUGUGCCAUUUCGUUUUCUCAAAAUCUUACUAUUAAACUAUAUUUCGUUUUAUCCUAUGGCAAUAUAAUCUGACACUUUCCGUACUUUAAUUCGUUAAAAUUCCCGUAAAUUUAGGGCCAAUCUCCGACAAAGAAAUUCACGAGAAAUUUUAAUUUUAAAACCGGAUUCAGACAAAAAGCACAAGAGUCGAGAGACACUGUUGUUAGUCGACCUGCUGUAAUAAAUAAAAACAUUUUGCAAUCGAUAGGCCGUUUGCUUGUUCACGGGAUUGUUACUUUAAAAACGGCACCGUCUCUUCAUGAAUCGUAUACUUUGCACUACAAUAUUUUCUCAUAUAAAUACCAGCCUUCGUUCACUUCACGGGAUGGACUUUGUACCUUGCUGAAACUUUCUCCAAAAGCACAAAUUAAUGGCUUCACAAAGAACCGCUGUGUUUCCGACACCUCUGGUCUCAUUCGUGAUCGUAUUCAUUAUCUUAGAAGCGACGACGACGGUAGACGCUAGAGAAUUACGACCGGCGGAUCACGGACUAGAGUACUACUACGAGCCAAGCGAAUCAUCAUCGGAAAUGACGUCCUUCUUUGGACCCCCUUCUUGGAACGAGCUAGAUUCGACACCAUCAUCGUCGUCACCUUCUGGCUCGAUAUUGCCUAGUGCGGUGAAAUCUCCAGUAGUGACGUCGGCACCAAAAGACCGGGGAGAUGAUGGUCACCUGAUGAAUCACGUGCUGGUUGUGGGGAGCUUCGUGUGUGGAGUCACCGGUGUGGCUUUGAUGGUGGCUUCUGCUCUCAUUUAUUUUCGUCCAAAAUUACAAAAUUCGUCUGUUACUUGUGAUCAGAUUCAUAAUGAUACCAAGUAGGCGAGUUCAUUAUUUCUAAAAUUGUUUCUCAAAAAAUAAUGAUGCGUUUGUCUACAUACUAAUGUGAAUCGUUAUUGAUGUAGAAAGCAAACAUCUUUAUUAGACCAUGAUUAAUGGAAGAUUUUUAGGGUGGGGUUCUUAGUAGAA
This is a messenger RNA of Brassica rapa (field mustard), 1762 nucleotides long. RefSeq lists its product as uncharacterized. The record is from RefSeq and is a predicted model, not a curated record. Lineage: Eukaryota; Viridiplantae; Streptophyta; Magnoliopsida; Brassicales; Brassicaceae.